Molecule: messenger RNA, 465 nt
Organism: Ilex paraguariensis (yerba mate)
Lineage: Eukaryota; Viridiplantae; Streptophyta; Magnoliopsida; Aquifoliales; Aquifoliaceae
Source: the annotation of a GenBank genome assembly
AUGCUUGAUAUGAGCAUUUUAGUUGAAGCCUUGAAGCUCUCUUUGUCUGACGAGUUUGAUAGAAGUAAAGAGGAUGAAGUUGUUGUCACUUUUGACCGUACUCCCGCCAUUUCAACACCUUAUUUGCUGGAUGGGCAGCAUACAUCCAAAGAGAAAAAUGGACGUAGGGGUGGAAAUCAAGGACGAGGAAGGAGAGACAAGCACUGUGGCUUUAACGAAAAAAAUAUGCUAGCAAGUUACUUUAUUUAUUUUUGGUUCGAUUCCUUUCUUAAGGAUCUUCUAGCUUCACUGAAUGAACUAAUCAUUCUUUUUCUAACUUUGACAAUUUUAGUCCCUGAAACUGUUUCCUCUUGGCGCCACAUGGAUGUCUCAAAGCCACCUCUUGCCCCAACUCCAAGGAUGCCUGAUGGAACCAGAGGAUUUACAAUGGGACGUGUCUGGCCUCUGGAUUCAAAUCAAAGCUGA